AUGACGGCUUGGGCCAGACGCGAUGACGAUAGCGACAUUUACAUCCGGUCAUGUGGCCCCAUGGAACACGCAUACGUUACCAUGGUCCACACCACCCGCCGUAACGGCCGCGAAGACUUUAUCAUCAGCUAUAUCCUCCAGUUCAGGGAAGACACUGACCCCUCCGGAAGUCGACUGCCCCUUAAGCAGCGGCUGUGCGAAGCCUGGAAGGCCCUCCGCUUCGAGCAUCCCAUGAUCGCCGUCGAGCUGGGCCAUGACAGGCAGUCUCUGCUGUACGUAUCAACCGUAGACCAAGAGUCCUCGAUGGAGGAAUGGCUGGCCGAGACCUUCAUUGUUGACGCGGGCGAGCAACGACCGGCCGGAGCAGUGUUCGCCGAGCUCCGGCCGCCGCGUCUCAUGGAGCUGCGAUUCCUCCCCAACACGGGCGAGCUGCUCCUACGGUCGUCCCACUGGCGCAUCGAUGGGGCCGGGUGCUCUCUGCUGAUGGACCGUUUCUUCGACAUCAUGGCGUCCGAACGGACGGCCAGCCCGACGUGGGGCGAGGAAAUCUCCAGACUUCCUCCCGCCCUCGAGGACGCGCUGCAGUUGCCGAGUGAGGCGUCCCCGAGGCAUCAGAAAUGGGGCCAGGAGUGGAUAUCCGACUUUGGGGCGGCGUCGCCGUCCGUCGGUCUUCCUUGUCGUCCGAACCCCGGGAGGAACCCCGGGAACCCCGGCCGCGAGCUUCUCAUCCUGAGCGAAGAGGACACGGCCACGCUCGUUUCGGCAUGCAAGACCAUCGGCAUCACCGUCACGGCAGCUCUCCACGCAGCCGUUAUUCUUCAGACGCGGAAGAUGGCCCCGGCGGAAAUAAGGAGCAACAACUUCAUGGACGUUCUCAUGUGUGAUUUGAGGUCCUACCUGCCUGAGCCAUAUAUUACGAGUGCUUACGCGGUGAUGAUCUGCUCCAUGCCGCAGCUCGGCGUCUUCGCCUCGCUCGCCGAGCGGGAAUUUCUAGGUACGGCCAGGAUGGUCAUGGAAAGCUCCAGGAGUUACGACAUGCACACGAUGCUACAGUCACUACGUCCUGCCUCGGUUGCGUUCAAGCAGAUGCUGGACAUGGGCGCGGCCUCAACAGAGGUAAGUGAACGGAUUCGUGAUUCAUCAUUCUAUGUCGAGAAAAUUCCUGGUCUCUGA
Colletotrichum destructivum is the source of this 1173-nucleotide messenger RNA. RefSeq names its product Putative chloramphenicol acetyltransferase-like domain superfamily. The transcript is spliced from 2 exons. The record is from RefSeq and is a predicted model, not a curated record. Bases 1 to 1173 code for a protein of 390 amino acids. Lineage: Eukaryota; Fungi; Ascomycota; Sordariomycetes; Glomerellales; Glomerellaceae.